AUGUACGUUCUGGAUCUCGCGUUUGACCAGGAAAUACUGGAACUUCACGAGAACCAAAGCCUGGGGUACCUGAAAGAGACGAUCAUCGCUCAGUGUUACCUGAUGCUGAGCUGGGUGGCAGUAAAGCUCGCGGAAGCUCCUCAUACAAGCUCGUUCGACAGGUUUGAUGCCAAAGGUUGGGAAGCUGACUACGAAAAAGUGGACAAUGGCGCCAUAUGGGGCACUCCGGAAAGACAGCUACGGGCUAGCAUCAUCAAGGCGCUAGCGUACGAGAUGAGGGAUGUCAACAAUCUAGAGGAGAUCAUUCAGGAGGAACUUUCCGGCCAUCUGCUACUUUUGGGACAUGAUAUGCGAGCGAUCCACGUCGAAGAUUCAUCCAUUUCCGCACGCCGGCUUAUCGCCGCCGGCUAG
Molecule: messenger RNA, 411 nt
Organism: Coniosporium apollinis CBS 100218
Lineage: Eukaryota; Fungi; Ascomycota; Dothideomycetes
Exons: 2
Coding region: 1-411 (136 amino acids)
Source: RefSeq, a predicted model, not a curated record